UCAACCACUCCACCGCCACCACCAACCAACCCCCCGCCGCCGCUGGAGACGACAACGAAUGCACGGUGAGAGAACAAGACCGGUUCAUGCCGAUCGCGAACGUGAUCAGAAUCAUGCGCAAGAUCCUCCCGCCGCACGCGAAGAUCUCGGACGACGCAAAGGAAACGAUCCAGGAGUGCGUGUCGGAGUACAUAAGCUUCAUCACCGGAGAAGCCAACGAGAGGUGCCAGAGGGAGCAGCGGAAGACGAUCACGGCGGAGGACGUGCUGUGGGCGAUGAGCAAGCUCGGCUUCGACGACUACAUCGAGCCCCUCACGCUCUACCUCCACCGCUACCGCGACGCCGAGGGAGACAGGAGUGGCUCCUCCUCCUCCUCCGCUGUCUCCAUGCGAGGCGACGUCGUUCCGUUCAUGAAGAGGGCUGUUGACUACGGGAGCGUCGCGGCUUUCGCGCCGGCGGCGGCGUUUCAUCACAACGGGUUUUUCGGCUACUUCAAGGAUAAUAAUGGCUCCGGUGCUGGGGGUUCUGGUAAUAAUUCACUGGCUGCGGUGUCUAAAGGAGAACAACAUGGGCAGUAUAAAUAAUUUAGGAUCGUGGUUUUUGGACAAUUGGGGUGCAUGGUGCGUGGCGACUGUGGCCAAGGGAAUAACUGCUUGCGUUUUCUUUUAAUUUACUGUUUUUUUUUUUUUUUAACGGCUUUGUAAUGCUUGUUUGAAUUUGGGAUGUGGGAAUCCCAUUGAAUUUUAAGGUUUAAUAAACCCCUUCC
Morus notabilis is the source of this 766-nucleotide messenger RNA. RefSeq names its product nuclear transcription factor Y subunit B-6. Gene Ontology annotation, cellular component: CCAAT-binding factor complex; nucleus. Gene Ontology annotation, molecular function: RNA polymerase II cis-regulatory region sequence-specific DNA binding; protein heterodimerization activity; DNA-binding transcription activator activity, RNA polymerase II-specific. Gene Ontology annotation, biological process: regulation of transcription by RNA polymerase II. The coding region runs from base 87 to 584 and encodes 165 amino acids. The transcript has a single exon. The record is from RefSeq and is a predicted model, not a curated record. Lineage: Eukaryota; Viridiplantae; Streptophyta; Magnoliopsida; Rosales; Moraceae.